GCAGCGACCGGACCAUGCCAUGCAUGAUAAAAAGGCAUGGCCGCAUACUCUAUUCCUCCCUCUCUUCUUCCCCGCUUCACUUGGGUAGUUGGGUUGGAUCGGAACUGGGACGUAGCACUCCUACGCGCCCCCACCCACGCCCGACAACCCAACCACCCGCCGGAGCCGGAGCCGGAGCCGAAGCGGGAGGACUAAUAGCCAAGUCCAGCCGCGCACGCGAUGGGACACGGCCUCAGCUGCAGCCGCGACGGCGACGAGCACGACUUCUUCCGCGCAGCGCAGGUCGGCGACCUCGACGCCCUCCUCGCUGCCGACCCCGCGCUCGCCCACCGCACCACCAUCUACGACCGCCUCUCCGUGCUCCACGUCGCUGCGGCCAAUGGCCAGCUCCAGGUGCUCUCCAUGUUCUUGGAUCGCGGGGCGCACCCGGACGUGCUCAAUCGGAACAAGCUGACUCCGUUGAUGCUGGCGGCCAUGCAUGGCAAGAUCGACUGCGUGCUCAGGCUCCUUGAGGCCGGCGCAAAUAUCUUGAUGUUUGAUUCGGUGCACGCGAGAACGUGCCUCCACCAGGCGGCCUACUACGGCCACGCCGACUGCCUCCAAGCCGUCCUCUCCGCCGCGCAGGCGACGCCGGUGGCCGGCUCAUGGGGAUUCGCGCGGUUCGUGAACGUGAGGGACGAACACGGGGCGACGCCGCUGCACCUGGCGGCGAGGCAGGGGCGGCCGGAGUGCGUCCACCUGCUGCUGGAGAAGGGCGCGAUCGUCUCCGCUGCAACCGUCUCCUACGGCUUCCCCGGGAGCACAGCGCUGCAUUUGGCUGCCCGCGGCGGUAGCUUGGACUGCAUCCGGGAGCUCCUCGCCUGGGGAGGUGAUCGCCUCCAAAGGGACUCCGCGGGGAGGAUCGCCUACGCGGUCGCGCUGAAGCGGCGCCACGGAGCGUGCGCGGCUCUGCUGAACCCGGCGGCGGCGGAGCCGAUGGUGUGGCCGUCCCCGCUCAAGUUCAUCAGCGAGCUCGACCCUGAGGCGAAGGCUCUCCUGGAGGCGGCUCUGGUGGAGGCCAACAGGGAGAGGGAGAAGCGGAUCCUCAAGGGCACCAAGUACAACCGCCCACCUUCCCCUCCUGCGCACGAGGAGGAGGAGGAGGAGGAGGAGGAGCUGUGCAGCAUCUGCUUCGAGCAGGCGUGCAGCAUCGAGGUGCAGGAGUGCGGGCACCAGAUGUGCGCGCCGUGCACGCUGGCGCUGUGCUGCCACAGCAAGCCCAACCCGACGACCCUCGCCCUGCAGCCGCCGGCCUGCCCGUUCUGCCGCAGCAGCAUCACCCGGCUGCUGGUGGCGGUGGCCAAGACUAGUACUAGUGAGCAUGACAGCAGCAAGGAUGAUGCCCGCAGGCGGUCUCGGCGGAGCGAGGGAAGCAGCAGCUUCGAGGGGCUCAUGGGGAUGCGGCCCUUGUCCAACAAGAUGGCCCGUGGCCGUGCCUCGGGAAGGUUGCCCGCCCACAGCUUCAAGGACCUCAUCCUGAUGGACAAGCAAGCCUCAACAUGAACAUAUUCAUGUGCCAACUGCACUGCACUGCACAUACGUAUUUCUUCCUAACAUAACUGACAUGCAUCAUGUGUAACAAAUUAAACUGCAUCUGGAUGCAUGCAUGCAUGCCGUCAUUUUUUGAUGUUCUGUCGUCCUAUAGAUAAAUACUGUAAGAUAGGGAUUGCGUCGAAUUGCUAAUAGUCAUUAUUCUUGGAUUGCCAUGUUUGUAAUAGUCACGAGUAUUAUAGAGCCCCUUCCUUCCCUUGCUUGGUCGUUGCAAAGAAAGAAAGCAAGCAAGCUAGCUUCAUGUGCAAGAUGGAACUGAGGUCACGGCCAAGUGGGCUUCUUGUGUUGUGUCGCCAGGCAUCACAAGAAAGGGGUAUCAGUAUCACUCGUGAUGAAUCAUGAAUGUAUGUAUGUAUGCAUGCAUGCAUGCAUAGAGACGAUCGAGGCAUUGCCCAUCCAUGGCAUUGGCAUGUGAGCUGAUCGAGUUGCCACACCUGUAAUCCCAAUUUGUUGGUCACGGGGAAUGUUUAUGAGG
Molecule: messenger RNA, 2065 nt
Organism: Phragmites australis (common reed)
Lineage: Eukaryota; Viridiplantae; Streptophyta; Magnoliopsida; Poales; Poaceae
Product: E3 ubiquitin-protein ligase XB3-like
Exons: 5
Coding region: 220-1542 (440 amino acids)
Molecular function (GO): protein binding
Source: RefSeq, a predicted model, not a curated record